This is a messenger RNA of Exophiala aquamarina CBS 119918, 432 nucleotides long. RefSeq lists its product as uncharacterized. Gene Ontology annotation, biological process: cellular respiration; ubiquinone biosynthetic process. Gene Ontology annotation, molecular function: ubiquinone binding. The record is from RefSeq and is a predicted model, not a curated record. Lineage: Eukaryota; Fungi; Ascomycota; Eurotiomycetes; Chaetothyriales; Herpotrichiellaceae. The transcript has 2 exons. The coding region runs from base 1 to 432 and encodes 143 amino acids. Gene Ontology annotation, cellular component: mitochondrion.
AUGCCCAUUGAGGCUGUGUCCGAUGUUUCUGGCUAUCCAGCAUUUCUGCCCUUCACAAUCUCCUCAAAUGUCACGAUUAGAGAUCAAGAAGGCUAUCCGACUCGCGCAAUAUUGAAAGUUGGCUACGCAAAGCUCGGUCUUGAGGAAAAUUGGGACAGUGUCGUCCGCUGUGACCCCAGAAAUGGAGUUAUCGAGGCAAGGAGCAGCGACGAGACUAGCAAUGGCCUCUUCGAGGUUCUCAACACCAAAUGGCAUAUCAAUGCAUUACCAGAGGCAGGCGAGGAGCAAACUUCUGUUCAUUUGACUGUUGAUGUGAAGUUUCGGAACCCGGUUUAUGACCAAAUGUUCUCCCAGGUGGAGGGCAAAGUUGCCAGCUCGAUGAUAGUUGCAUUCGAGAAAAGGGUGGCGGAGCUCCAGCAAAAGAAACAAUAG